ACAAAAGAGAGUAGAGUUCAAUUUGGGACAUUCAUCAAAAUCACCUCCCUGAAAAUUUCUUUUGUUUGGAAGCAAAAAAAAAUGAGAUAGAGAAAAUUUUAGCAAAAGAGUGUGAGAUUUCGUAAUUAAUUCUCUCUAAUUCCCCAGGUGAUUGGUAAUUCCUUUUAUGUGAUAAUUUUGCCCACCGUUUGUACAAGAAUUUGAGAAAAUCCCAAAGCAAUACUCGCAAUGGCCGAUAAGUUGUGUGACAUCAGUCCAGAAGUACGGGAGGAGUUGAAGAAGUUCCGUUUCCGCAAGAGUACCAACAAUUCAGCACUUGUCUUGAAAAUUGACCGGGAGAAGCAGCUGGUGGUGCUGGAUGAGUUCUUUGAUGAUGUCUCAGUGGAGGAAUUGCAGGAACAAUUGCCUGGGCAUCAGCCACGCUAUGUGAUUCUGAGUUACCGGAUGCAGCACGACGACCAGAGGGUCUCCUACCCAAUGUGCUUCAUCUUCUACACACCACGGGAUAGUCAGAUGGAGCUCCAGAUGAUGUAUGCUGGUACCAAGAUGGCCCUGCAGCGGGAGGCUGAACUCACGCGGGUGUACGAGGUGCGGGAAUUGGAUGACUUCACCGAAGAGUGGCUGCGGGAGAAGCUAAAGUGAAGAUGCGAUGAUGCGAAAAGAAGACAAAAACCCUAAAACAUUGCCAAAUGCCCUCUGUAUUCCGGGGGCCCCACCCACUGGAGUCCCCAUUUUGUGUAAGAAGUCUCAUUGUCAGAGACAUUUUUUCCCAUUAAAGGCCUCAUUAGACCGGAAAA
Messenger RNA from Lutzomyia longipalpis, 797 nucleotides. RefSeq names its product glia maturation factor beta (gene GMF). NCBI's taxonomy places the organism in Eukaryota, Metazoa, Arthropoda, Insecta, Diptera, Psychodidae. The transcript has 3 exons. Gene Ontology annotation, cellular component: actin cortical patch. Gene Ontology annotation, molecular function: Arp2/3 complex binding; actin binding. The record is from RefSeq and is a predicted model, not a curated record. The coding region runs from base 229 to 642 and encodes 137 amino acids. Gene Ontology annotation, biological process: negative regulation of Arp2/3 complex-mediated actin nucleation; actin filament debranching.